GGCUGUCUGUGAAUCUUGCGCCUAUCGUAUGGCGCAUGCGCAGCGCGUCCUCAGCCGUGCUGGGUACCGGCAUUAAAGCUUCGGUCUCAAGGUAUGCGGACUCCCGGGAGAAUGACUGAGGUCGGUGCAAGUUGGCCGUGACUGCCGAUCAUACAUACCGUCAGCUGCGUCCCAUCCGGUCUCAUUGCCAGGUGCUGAAAUUACACCAGAGGACCACCAUGUCUGACUGUAGAGUUAAACACUUCCCAUAAAAAUAAUCCAGUUUGAAUUAGAGAUUUAGCUCAAUUAUAGAGCAUAUUCCUUACGUGUAGGAGACUCUGUAUUUGAUAUCCAUCUCAUUCUGUUUCAAGAGCAAGAUCACAAGCCUGUAUUCUUCGUGGUUGUGAACGAAUUAUUUAGCCAAAUCGAGCCUCAAUUUUCCCAUCUGGAAAGUGGAACUGAUUGUUCGUAUCUACUGGGCUGUUCAUGAGCUAGGUGGUGUGGCCAUAGGAAGGAGAACAUGGCGGAAGAAGAGGACUAUAUGUCAGAUUCCUUCAUUAACGUUCAAGAAGACGUCAGACCCGGCGUGCCCAUGCUGAGGCAGAUCCGAGAAGCCCGGCGAAAAGAAGAAAAGCAACAGCAAGCGAAUCUGAAAAAUAGGCAGAAGAGCCUGAAGGAGGAAGAACGGGAAAGGCGUGACAUUGGGCUGAAGAAUGCGCUGGGCUGCGAAAACAAAGGGUUCGCUUUGCUCCAAAAGAUGGGGUACAAGAGUGGGCAGGCUCUGGGCAAGACUGGAGAUGGUAUUGUUGAACCAAUUCCCCUCAAUGUCAAGACAGGCAAAAGUGGCAUAGGUCACGAGUCGUUACUAAAGCGGAAAGCAGAGGAGAGGCUGGAGAGCUACAGGAGGAAGAUUCACAUGAAAAACCAGCGUGAAGAAAAGGCGGCCGAGGAGUUUCGGAUGCGACUGAAAAGUAAGCAGGACGAACUGAGGCUCGAAGGAGACCUGAGAAGAAGCCAGCGGGCCUGCCAGCAGCUGGAUGCCCAGAAGAAUAUUCAGGUUCCCAGGGAGGCGUGGUACUGGAUGAGGCCUGAAGAGGAGACUGAGGAAGAAGAAGAGGAAAAGGAAGAGCAGGAUGAAGACAAGUGCCCAAGUGAAGAUCUGAGUGUGCUAGAAAAACUGCAGAUCCUCACUGGUUACUUACGAGAAGAACAUCUGUAUUGCAUCUGGUGUGGGACAGCCUAUGAAGAUAAAGAAGACUUAUCUUCCAAUUGCCCAGGACCAACCUCUGCGGAUCAUGACUGAGAUUGUUCCCAAUAAAGUAAAAUUGUUUAUAUGGGUGGGGAAAGAAGGCCUUUGUAUAGCACUUAAUUCUUUCAGAAGCGGGUUCUACUUUGGAUAAAAUUGUUCACUGAUUUAGGUAAAUGUCACUUCCAAAUACAAGUAUCAUAGACAUGAACAAUUACUUUACGGUGGUAUCAUGAUGCUUAUAGAGUUUAAGGGUCCCGACAGGUAACAUACUUAGUCCCUCUUUACUUUGGGUAAAUUGAGAAGAUCAGGGGAUCCAGAAGAAAUCAGUGGUCUGCUUUAGGGCGUGAGAUGGGCCUUCAUGGUAGCAGGACUGCCAGACCUGUGGAAGCUCCUGAGUUCAGUCACCAGCACCACGAGUUAAGCUGUUGGCAUGAAGCUGGGAUACAGAACAAGGCCAGCUCUUUCGAAUCAGACUACCAAAUAGUUAUUUGGAGAAAUGGCAUACCUGUCCUCUACCUGUGGAGCCAACUUUGUGUUCCAGGGCCGGUGUCUUGAAGAAGUAGUUUCAUCCUGGUUUGUCUUUCAGAGUAAACACAGCUGUUAAAAAUACCAGAUAGCAUUUUCUAGACGUUAGUUUUCUGGAGUAGGGGCACAGGCUGAGUAGUCCCUGUCAGAUAAAACACUUCCCUGUUGGAAAGGAAGGAAGGAAGGAAGGGUCAGAGGAUCCCAUACUCCUGGGUCAUGUCCAUGGUCAGACAUCAAAGUCAUGGGCCUUUUUCCCAGUUCAUAUGCUCAGGGCUCUCCUCUAGUGGACUCACAGGGCAGUACUAAAUAUCCACUUUUUAAACUCCAAGAGUACUCGGCGGCCUGCCCGCUUUCCGAAACACCACAGCAUCACAAGGGAAAGCAUCCCAGAGGAGUGGUCAGCUCAGUGCAGCCCAGGACAGUGGGAGGACUAGGGGAGAGCCAGCUUUGCCUGGGUGACCUUGUGACAUUCUGGCGGCACUACACUAAGCUCAGGUUCUGAAGGAUGGACACGGCUAGGACAUGCAAAGCUAUGAGGAGGCAGCUGCUCCGGAACUCGGCUGUUCUAAGCAUAGAAACAGCAGCCCAGGAGCAGUGGGUGGGGCACUGAGACCGGCUGCCUGGAUGAAGUUUGGGGACUGAUGAUUUGUACAUGUUCGGCUGAGGGACUGGCUCUAUUAGAAGGUGUGGCCCUGUUGGAAUAGGUGUGUCACUGUGGAUGUGGGCAUUAACACCUCACCCUAGCUGCCUGGAAUUCAGUCUUUCACUAGCAGCCUUCAGAUGAAGAUGUAGAACUCUCAGCUCCUCCUGCACCAUGCCUGCCUGGAUGCUGCCAUGUUCCUGCCUUGAUGAUAAUGGACUGAACCUCUGAACCUGUAAGCCAGCCCCAAAUUAAAUGUUGUCCUUAGAAGAGUUGUCUUGGUCAUGGUGUCUGUUCACAGCAGUAAAACCCUAACUAAGGCCUUAGCAUUUCCAUGUGAAAAACACUCUGUGUAAGGGUCUAUUUCUUUAUGUUCAUGGAGUGGCACAGCUAUAGCCAGGAGGCAUAUGGGUGGUUUUCUAGAGUUGGGAGAUGAUGAAUCUAUUAAUGGAGAAGGGUUUCUUUGAAGUGACAAACAUGUUUUAAAAUUGAAUUCAGUGUUGGUGCACCUCUGAACAGAGCAAACACUGUCAGAUUGUCGAUGUUGGGUAAAUGAGUUGAUUACAGUGGGAACUAUAGCUCACAAUACUUUUACUACGUUUUUAAAAUUAGGUGAUAAGGGUUGAGUGUAGGCAUGGGUACCAUGUGUGGAGACCAAAGGACUACUUGUGUAGGUUGAUUCCUUCCUAUCACUUAGGUGCAGGGGAUUGAACCCAGGUCACCAGGCUUGGCUGUAAGUGCCUGUACCUGCUAAGUCAUCUCACUGUCCCGAAAACUUUUUGUUUGUUUAAGUCGAGGGGAAUUUCAGGUACAAACAAUGGAAAGAAUACGAAUGCUGGAGCGUGUUCAGGUAAAACUGAGCAUCUGUGUGGCUGCGCCUUAAUCUGGUAAUGCCAAACAUAGGAUUCGUGAUGGCCGCCACUGAGGAGCACAGCUGCCAAAUCUCGUCUCUGACCUCCAGAACUGCAGGAAGUGACUAUAAGGUAAACGACCAAGUCUGUGGUAAAACACUGCAACAAUAGGAAAGUAAAAUACACCACAACUACAUUAACAUCAGCCAGGCUCUACAUACUCUGGAAACAUUUGGUUUGUGCCACAGAGCGGCUACAGCGUUCAGAUAGGGUGGAAGCCAGUGCUGGUGUAACUGCACCCAUCUAACCACGGGGACGCCGUGAACUACUUCCGGGGUAGAGGGCAUUCCGCAGACAUAUAACUAGUUCCUCAAGCGAAUGCCAAGAGCAAAGGGAGCAGAGUAUACUCUAGAGUAAAAGGACAUGGCAACCAAAAGCAACCUGGGAUCUUCCUGAUUUUUGAGAUUGUUAAAUCGAAUUCAGGUUAAUUAUGUGAUAAUUAUAUUUCUUAGUUUGUCUGAGUAGUUGUAUGAUUUUGUUAAUACUACAAAGAACUUGUCUAUUACAAGUCAACUUUUAAAUAUUUAUGGCUGCAACUGAGAUUCACUUUAAAAUUCUCCAGCCAAAGAAACCAAAAGGGAAGGGUGGGUGUGACAGCAAAGGUGAAAUGUGUGUUAAAGCUGCACAGAGAUCUGCACAGACUCAUUCUUGUGUGCUCGAAGGUAAAAUUGAGAGAAUUAAUAUGGAACAGAAAUAGUUCUUAUGGUAAAAUGUUAGCGUGCCAGAGAGUUCUGGUGACCAUUCAGGUGGGAAUGGAUGUUCUACGUCUGACUGGUGAGUCUGCAGAUGAUGAAGGCUCGGCAAAGCUGACAAUUCAGAUCUCUCCUGUCACAGCCAUGUACGCGGGGGAUACUUAAUGGGCACGCAGCUGUCCCACACUUAGCCUCUUUUUUUUUUUUUUGGUUCUUUUUUUCGGAGCUGGGGACCGAACCCAGGGCCUUGCGCUUCGUAGGCAAGCGCUCUACCACUGAGCUAAAUCCCCAGCCCCCACACUUAGCCUCUUGAAAAGCACCUUACAUUUCAUUUUAAACUGGGUCCCAUGAUUAUGCAACCAGCCCUACAUGUAUAGAGUAACACAUAAUGUAUGUGUGUAUUCUUGAUUAUGAAUGUAUCUGAUAUAAAUCUUUGUUACAUCUACAUGUAUGUGUUUGUUACAUAUGUGUAUUUAAUAGAAAUGAUAUAUUUACUCUGUGAUAAAGAUUCCCUAGUGAAACUAGGUAGAAGUGUUCCUUUCCAAAGUGUACCUAGAAUUAGCAAGUGAGGCCCUACUCUGCCCAGCUGCUUCUCUGAUUAAGAUACUUGGGAUUUCCUGGUUUGGAGACUGAGAAAAUAUAUCCUUGGAAGUAAAUAAAAAUGCGAAAGGUAAUAUACGUAUUUCAUAAUGUAAAAAUACCAGUAAGAGAAGGGUAGAAUGUUAUACUCUUCCUGGCCAUAUUAUUUGGUAUUCCUCUUAAAUGUAGCUUUGUUCAUUAAAGCUAAUAUUAGCCUGUUUUAAAAGAGAUUUCUUUAUACCUAGAAAAUUUAGAAAAUGUAAAUAAUAUGCCAGAUACCUAUAUUUUCACUUAUAUUUGGCAGUGGCUAGCAUCAACCACAGCUACUGCCUUUUCUUCUUUCUCUGUAACUCCAGCUUCUUCUGAUGCCCUGUUUUAGCCUGGGCUGUCACUGUACUCAGAUACAACGACAUGGACACACAAAUAAAAUAAAUAUUUCUUUAAAAGAAUA
Messenger RNA from Rattus norvegicus (Norway rat), 5026 nucleotides. It is a transcript of the gene Gpatch11, whose product is annotated as G patch domain containing 11. Lineage: Eukaryota; Metazoa; Chordata; Mammalia; Rodentia; Muridae. The record is from RefSeq and is a predicted model, not a curated record. Gene Ontology annotation, cellular component: nucleoplasm. Gene Ontology annotation, molecular function: nucleic acid binding.